Gongylonema pulchrum is the source of this 606-nucleotide messenger RNA. NCBI's taxonomy places the organism in Eukaryota, Metazoa, Nematoda, Chromadorea, Rhabditida, Gongylonematidae. The record is from the annotation of a GenBank genome assembly.
AUGCGUAAACAGCCGAGCAUUCUGCAACCAAGUAAAACAGCCGUUGUGGGCGAAAAUCUGAAAAAAAGUCCAGAUAGUCUUUCGCCUCUUGAUUCAAUCCUUGGAAGUGUUGGUGCGAGUACGUUGCCUCCGUCCGUUUCUGCUCCAGCACCGCGAAAUCCCAUUGAUCUUUCGGAAUUCCUGCCUACAGCAUCGACUUCUGGAAAGGCGGAAAUUAUGCACAGCACGCCUGAGCCCAGCAAGCCAAGUAGCAUUUCUAUUUGGCCAGAAACAUUCAAAACUGAAGCGAACAAUUUAACACAGGCAGCAGCAGCAACACCAACAGCAUUACAUCCGUCUUACAACAAAAUCAACUUGCCUAGUCCACCAGUUUCACAGAAUCCAGUGAUUCGAAAUGGAUAUGCAUCGGCAACACCGGUGAAAAUAGAUCCCGCUCUAAACUGUUUGUUAUCGAACAAAGCAAAUCGAAAAUCUGCUUUAGAUGAUAUUGUAUGCUUUCCGGAGAAAGUAACCGGUAAAUCAUUGAACGCCAUGUCCACAUACCCCAACCGUAACUCGCAAGUAAAUCAUGUAAAAAAUGAUCCUUUCGGUGAUUUACUGGGAUAA